AAGUACUUAACCGAUCCAAUGUGCGCGUGCCUGGUUCCAGAUGACCCUGAGAGUUUCCGCCAGGUGGACGGCACCCCGCUGACAGCGGAGGACAUCGUGCAGAAGAUCGCCACCAAGAUCUAUGAGGAGCAUGACAGAGGCGUGUUCGACCGGAUCGUCUCCAAACUGCUCAAGCUGGGGCUGAUCACUGAGAGCCAGGCCGAGACCCUAGAGUACCAGGUGGCCGAGACCUUGCAGGAUCUCAUCACCAAGAACGCCAAGAACAACGAGAUUGAGGACCUUGAAGGAGACUACCCAGCGGCCAAAGGAGAGCUGACGGACCAGAGCCAGGCAACGGACGAGUCCAUCCGGCGGAGCUACAACAUGGACCGACAGGGUGACGACACGGAGGCGGCGAGCGACAAGGACGAGGAAGACCCGGAGGCCGGGGACGAGGACGAGGAGCUGGGGGGAGACGCGACGGCGGCGGCGGCGGGGGACAGCUGGGAGCGGGAGGAGGAGGAGCGGGGGGAGGAGGGGGAUGGCAACGAGGUGAGGCCGGAGGACAGCCUACAGGACCUACAGUACUUCCCCAACUUCUACCGCCUGCUGAAGAGCCUGGACUCAGACCAGGACGCCCAGGAGAGGGAGACGCUGAUCACCAUCAUGAAGACGCUCAUCGACUUUGUGAAGAUGAUGGUGAAGUACGGCACCAUCACGCCCGAGGAGGGAGUCUCCUACCUGGAGAACCUGGAUGCCAUGAUUGCCCUGCAGACGAAGAACAAGCUAGGCAAGGCUCUGGGCAAUCCGGACUUCGCCGCGCUCGCUGGCCAGCUCCCGGACGACGAUGACAACACCAAGCAGGAGGCGGCCAGGAUGAUGAAGGAGUAUGAGAACCUGAAGGACUCAACCAAAGGGGAGCAGCCACCCACUGAGAUCAGCCAGCCUGGGAAGUCAGAGACGUACCUGGAGGCCAUCCGCAAGAACAUCGAAUGGCUGAAGAAACACAACAAGGAGGAAGGCAACGAAGACUACGACCUGUCCAAGCUGAAGGACUUCAUGGACCAGCAGGUGGAUGACUACAUCGACAAGGGCAUCAUCGCAAAGGAAGAAGGAGAGACCAUAAAGAGAAUUUACAGUAGUCUGUAACUGCAUCUCCCCCCCGCCUCGGCACACACACACAAACACACACGCGCGUGCGUGCGCACACACACAGCCUCCCUCUACCCGUCACCCUAGCAAGCCUCUGAGAUGAAUAGGCCCGAAUAGCUUGAGUAUCAGUAAUUUGUUCCAGCCUUUCCAGUGACAAUUAGUAUAUUUUUACCUUGAUCCUUUUGUUUUUGAAUUAAAAAUGCUCAAAAAUAUUUAUAUGCCUAUGGGUUUCCUUCAAAUUAAUCAAUAUGAGGAACGCAAUACUAUUUAAAUGAUUAUCAGCGACAUAACAGAUUAUGAUUUUCAUUAAUAAGGUUGAUUAAUCCUUAACCUUAUGGCCUAGAAAUUGAAAGAAAUUAUUUUGUCACCCUUUCACACGUCCAAGCACCAGAGAUAGACCCAUGGAAGGAUUUAAUUGAUUAUUGGUAUGCUGUAGCUUUCUCACAAUUUUUUUUUGCAAUACAUUUGACUAAAAACGGGAAAGGGUAGUCAAUUAAUUUUUCCUGUCUUAGAAUUGUCUUUUUGCUUUCCAGUGUAUAUGUACAAUCUUAAUAUAUUCUUGCUUUUGUCUUCACCAAAAAUAUAUUUGUUCAGUAUCAUCAACUGUCCAUUCUACGUCCCAUAUUCUUUCUGCUGUAAUCUGUAUCAUGCCCACUAGGGGGUGAUGUCGGCCAUUUUCCUCUGCACGUGUCAGUACAUCUGACAUUUUGCAUUGAAAAAAAUAUUUUUAACUGUAAAUAAUUGUGAUAUUUUAACUAACUUGUACAAGGAAUUAAAACAUUGCCUUUUCUUUA
Gadus macrocephalus (Pacific cod) is the source of this 1925-nucleotide messenger RNA. It is a transcript of the gene scg3, whose product is annotated as secretogranin III. Gene Ontology annotation, biological process: protein localization to secretory granule. Gene Ontology annotation, cellular component: secretory granule membrane. Bases 19 to 1128 code for a protein of 369 amino acids. The record is from RefSeq and is a predicted model, not a curated record. The transcript is spliced from 8 exons. NCBI's taxonomy places the organism in Eukaryota, Metazoa, Chordata, Actinopteri, Gadiformes, Gadidae.